This is a messenger RNA of Brachypodium distachyon (stiff brome), 1928 nucleotides long. Its product is annotated as gamma-aminobutyrate transaminase 1, mitochondrial. Bases 126 to 1673 code for a protein of 515 amino acids. Gene Ontology annotation, biological process: biotin biosynthetic process. The transcript is spliced from 19 exons. Gene Ontology annotation, molecular function: S-adenosyl-L-methionine:8-amino-7-oxononanoate transaminase activity; pyridoxal phosphate binding. Lineage: Eukaryota; Viridiplantae; Streptophyta; Magnoliopsida; Poales; Poaceae. The record is from RefSeq and is a predicted model, not a curated record.
CAUGGCCCCCGGCAGCCGGGUCUCUCGUAUAAUAGUCUUCCUUCUUCCUCCUCCUCCGACCUCCCGUAUCUCUCCAAUAAUCCGUGAAGGCGCUGCCCCAUCUCGCCUUCGUCCGGGGGAAGAAGAUGAUGAUGAUCGCGCGCGGCCUGCGCCGGACCAAUGCGUCCUCCCAGUCCCAGGCAAGCAAAUUACUAAAGUAUGUAACCGGUACUGGAAGUUUGCAAGGCCACGUGGAUAAUUUGUCGGAUGCAUCAAUCAGACAUUUCAGUUCAGCACCAUCUCCUCAGUCUAACUCAACUGAAGAAAAUGGGUUUAAAGGGCAUGGCAUGUUGGCACCAUUCACAGCUGGAUGGCAGAGCAAUGAUGUGCAUCCACUGGUUAUCGAGAGAUCUGAGGGUUCAUAUGUUUAUGAUACCAAUGGGAAUAAGUAUCUAGAUUCUCUGGCAGGACUAUGGUGUACAGCUUUAGGUGGUAGUGAGCCUCGAUUAGUGAAAGCUGCAACCGAGCAAUUAAACAAGUUACCCUUCUAUCACUCCUUUUGGAACCGUACAACCAAACCAACCUUGGAUCUUGCAGGUGAUCUUCUUAGCAUGUUUACGGCAAGGAAAAUGGGAAAGGCAUUCUUCACAAAUAGUGGUUCGGAAGCAAAUGACUCGCAGGUCAAGCUAGUAUGGUAUUAUAACAAUGCAUUGGGGAGGCCUAACAAGAAAAAGUUUAUUGCACGAUCAAAAGCAUAUCACGGAUCAACAUUAAUAUCAGCUAGUCUCACUGGUCUGCCUGCCCUUCACCAGAAGUUUGAUCUACCAGCACCUUUCGUUCUGCACACAGACUGCCCUCACUACUGGCGCUUCCAUCUUCCUGGUGAGACAGAAGAAGAUUUUGCAACAAGACUUGCCAAUAAUUUAGAGAAUCUUAUCCUCAAGGAAGGACCAGAAACAAUUGCUGCGUUCAUUGCCGAGCCUGUGAUGGGUGCUGGUGGUGUCAUUCCUCCUCCAAAGACCUAUUUUGAUAAGGUUCAAGCAGUGGUAAAGAAGUAUGACAUCCUUUUCAUAGUAGAUGAGGUCAUUACUGCAUUUGGAAGGUUGGGAACCAUGUUUGGAUCUGAUAUGUAUAACAUCAAGCCAGACCUAGUCACCUUGGCCAAGGCUCUUUCAUCUGCCUAUGUGCCCAUUGGAGCAACUCUUGUUAGCCCGGAAAUAGCAGAGGUGAUUGAUUCCCAGAGCAAUAAGCUUGGAUCAUUUGCCCAUGGAUUCACAUACUCCGGACAUCCAGUUGCUUGUGCUGUCGCCAUUGAAGCCCUCAAAAUCUAUCGGGAAAGGAAUAUUCCUGAUCAUGUGAAGCAAAUCGCUCCGCGGUUUCAAGAGGGAACAAAGGCCUUUGCAGGAAGCCCAAUUGUUGGGGAGAUCCGUGGUGUAGGGUUGAUACUUGGAACUGAAUUCGCCAACAACAAAUCACGAGAUGAUCCAUUCCCUGCUGAAUGGGGUGUUGGUGCGAUCUUUGGAGCGGAGUGCCAGAAGCGUGGCAUGCUGGUUAGGGUUGCCGGCGACAGCAUUAUGAUGUCACCGCCAUUGACAAUGACAGCUGGUGAAGUUGAUGAGCUUGUUAGCAUAUAUGGAGAUGCUCUUAAGUCCACGGAGGAGAGAGUUGCAGAGCUGAAAUUGAAGAAGAAUUAAGCAAGAUACAGCACCAUGCUGAUGAGAUAAUGUGGUGGCGGCGGUGGCCUGGGCAGUGUACAGAAUAACCUGCUGUCAAGUGGUAAUAAAGCACUGGAACAAACACAGUUCUUGAUGCGCAAAAUGGUGAAGCAUUCUUUCACCAGGCAACGGGGAUUGAUGACUUGAUUACACACAAUAUAGAUUUUGUACAAUCUUGCUUGUAAGGAUAACCUGCUAAUUUACUAAAUAAAGCCUGUUAUAAGUUUCUCUAUA